This is a messenger RNA of Passer domesticus (house sparrow), 433 nucleotides long. It is a transcript of the gene SPINK2, whose product is annotated as serine peptidase inhibitor Kazal type 2. The coding region runs from base 73 to 315 and encodes 80 amino acids. The transcript is spliced from 4 exons. Gene Ontology annotation, molecular function: protein binding; serine-type endopeptidase inhibitor activity. Lineage: Eukaryota; Metazoa; Chordata; Aves; Passeriformes; Passeridae. The record is from RefSeq and is a predicted model, not a curated record.
CCGUUGGCUCCCGCUCUGCGCGGCCGUUGCGCCCCGAGCCGCUGUCGCCGCUGUCGCCGCUCAGUUGGUGACAUGGCUCGGUCGCUGGCGCUCCUGCUCCUGCUGCCCGUCCUCCUCGCCGGGCUCCUCUCGUGUCCCGGAGCCAUGGCCAGCUACCCGCCCGACUGCUCCCAGUAUGGGAAGUACAUGUGUCCAAGGGACUACCACCCAGUCUGUGGCACUGACGGACAGACCUACGGAAACGAGUGUGUGCUCUGCCUUGCUAACAGGGAAGAUCAUACGCAUAUAGAAAUUGCCCGAAAGGGACAAUGCUGAUACGACAGAUGACUGCUUUUCAAGAAAAUAAGAGGGUCACAGACAAUCCAAAUGGAAACAAUGCCUUAAGUGUACCUUCUGUGCAGCCUGUCUUAAUAAACAAACUUGCAUAUUUAAA